Messenger RNA from Microstroma glucosiphilum, 2193 nucleotides. RefSeq names its product acetyl-CoA synthetase-like protein. The coding region runs from base 137 to 2134 and encodes 665 amino acids. Lineage: Eukaryota; Fungi; Basidiomycota; Exobasidiomycetes; Microstromatales; Microstromataceae. The transcript has 5 exons. The record is from RefSeq and is a predicted model, not a curated record.
UUGGUACCCGCUUGGGCUUUGCACUGCGUUGCAUUGCCUUGCCAUCCCUUUCACCCUACCUUGUCCUCCCUCGCCCAUCCCGCAGUCCUUCCUCUCUCCCUUCCCACCCGUGGACACGCCUCUCCCUCUACUCAUCAUGGCUCCUUCUCCCUUCUACCGCUCCACCUUUGGCCCCUCGACUGCUCUGCCGCCCUCUUCUCUCGCAUCCCAAAAGGAAAUCGACCGAUUCCUCACUUCGCCCGAUGUCGCUGGUGGCUUCUUCCAGGUGGAAGAGAAGACGAUCAAGGGAAGAAAGAUGAAGGUGUGGAGUGGAAUGCCCUGGCCUACUUACCGGGCUUAUUGGAUCGAGAGGUCAAAAACCUUUGCCUCAUUGCCCUGCCUCACCUACACCAAUGGCCCACAGCACACCUAUACCCUCACCUAUUCGCAAGCCUUUGACCUCUCCGCUCUCCUGGCCCACUCCCUCUGCACUCGCUUCGGUAUAAAAAAGGGAGACCGCGUAGGAAUUGCCAUGAGGAACACAAUCGAGCACACCAUCUCCUGGUGGUCUGUUCACCUAUGCGGGGGUGUAGCUGUAUCCCUCAACGCCUUUGCCGACGAGGAUACGUUGCGCUUUUGCACAAACGACGUGGGAUGCUCCCUGGUCCUCACUGACGCAGAGAGGGUUGGUGCACUGGCCAGUCUGGUUGGACAGGAGGGCAAAGAGGGCGAGCCAGGACUGCGCGAUCUGAUCGUGGUACCGUAUGGGAGGGGAAAGGGAAGGGGCAGACUGUCCGCAAAGGAGAGGGCAGAGUAUCUCUCUGAGAGUAGACGGGUACACGACUUUGAUGAGGUGGUCAAGAAAGCCAAGGACAGUGUGGGAGGGAAACAGGUGCCGCUGCCCUCGGUGGACUUGCAACCGGAAGACUAUGCUACCAUUAUCUUCACCUCGGGCACUACCGGUCGACCCAAAGGUGUUCUCGCAACGCAGCGUCAAUCACUCCACAACCUCGGAGCCACACUCUACGUCGUUCCUCGCUGCUACCUACGUCGUAAUCGACCCCUCCCUGACGCAGAAGAGUCUGCACAGCAACCACAGGUCAAGACGCUCAUUGGCUACCCACUCUUCCAUGCUGCAGGACUGCUGAGCACAAUGACUACUGGAAUGGCAAAGGGAGAAGAGAUGAUCUCGAUGUAUUCUUGGGAUGUGCAGGAGGCGGUCAGACUUAUUGGGGAGAGGGGACUGACCAGAGUCGGAGCUACCGCGCACAUGGUCCGCCAACUAGCAACGGCAGCUUCCGACCUGCCCACGCUCGCAGCCGUGACGCACGGAGGUGCCUCGCCUCCCUCUGAGCUCUCUGCCGAGCUACUGGCAAAGACGCAAGGCGGUCUCACCGGUACAGGGUAUGGUGCCACAGAGACCAACUCGAUGGCUACGGGAUGCUAUUGCGACGACUACGUCAAUUGGCCCGACUCGGUAGGCUGGGCUCCCCCUACGAUUACCAUUCGGAUUGUGGAUCCGGAAACGAAAAAGGAAGUGAAGCGAGGUCAGCUGGGAGAAGUAUGGAUUCAUGGAGCGGGAAUUGCCGAAGGGUACUAUAGGCGGCCGGAAGCUACUAGGGAGGCUUUCCUGCCUGAUGGCACCUACCGUACGGGCGAUGUGGGCAUGAUGAAUGAAGAUGGAGCGCUUUUCAUCCGUGAUCGAAUCAAGGAUCUGAUCAUCCGCGGAGGGGAGAACAUCUCCUGCACCGUCGUCGAAAAGGGAAUCUACGCCCACCCAGCCAUCUCCGAAGCGGCCGCUGUAGCCCUUCCGGACAAGAAGUGGGGGGAGCGAAUUGCCGUCCUCUGUUGCGUCUCUCCCUCUUCCUCUUCCUCUUCUUCUUCCUCCUCGGGAGCACUCCCAAGCGAAGAGGAGCUAAAAGCCACCGCCCGCCGUAUCCUCACCAAUAGGCAAGAGUGGCCCGAGUUCAUCCAUGUACAGCGCGAGCCACUGGAGCGUAAUCCGGCGGGUAAAGUGGACAAGAAGAUGCUAAGGGCUAGAGUGUUGGAGAUUGCAAAGGAGAAGGGGUGGGGGGAUUAUGCGGCUGCUGCUGCAGGCGCUGCGACUGGUAGUACGAGUAAUGUGCAAGAAGGACAGAGGGAGAGCAAGUUGUAAGAGUGCCGCAUGGAGAUUCAGGCUCGAUCUCAUCCAUACACGCCUUGUGCAUGUCUUGC